Molecule: messenger RNA, 1887 nt
Organism: Apodemus sylvaticus (European woodmouse)
Lineage: Eukaryota; Metazoa; Chordata; Mammalia; Rodentia; Muridae
Gene: Gimap4
Product: GTPase, IMAP family member 4
Exons: 3
Coding region: 130-1116 (328 amino acids)
Molecular function (GO): GTP binding
Source: RefSeq, a predicted model, not a curated record
UUGUACACUCCUAUUUCCACUGUUCCUCCCCCUCGCGCUUCCUCUCUGCUACUCUGUUUUCUGGUGUUUAGCAUUGUUGCAAAAUCAGAGAAGGCCACAGGACCAGAGUUUUCAGGGAGCUGAGCUACAAUGGAAACCCAGUAUGGUGGUAUGGGGUUCAUCCCAGAAAAUUCAAGGAGCAGCCAUGGGCUUGGAAGCCAAUAUCAAGGAAUUCCCCAACUGAGAAUUGUCUUACUUGGAAAAACUGGAGCAGGAAAGAGUUCAACAGGGAACAGCAUCAUUGGGGAGAAAGUGUUCCAUUCUGGCAUCUGUGCAAAAUCCAUUACCAAGGUCUGUGAGAAAAGGGUGAGCACCUGGGAUGGGAAAGAGCUUGUUGUCGUGGAUACACCUGGUAUCUUUGACACUGAGGUACCAGAUGCUGACACACAAAAGGAGAUCACACGCUAUGUUGCCCUGACAUCUCCAGGGCCUCAUGCUCUGCUCCUGGUGAUCCCACUGGGGCGUUAUACUGUGGAAGAACACAGGGCCACACAGAAACUUCUGAGAAUGUUUGGAACAAAGGCUAGAAGAUUCAUGAUUCUCCUGCUCACCAGGAAGGAUGACUUGGAAGAUACCGAUAUCAGUGAGUACUUAGAAACAGCUCCUGAAGUCCUUCGGGAAGUGAUCCGCGAGUUCCAGAAUCGCUACUGUUUGUUCAACAACAGAGCAUCAGGAGCUGAACAGGAAGAACAGAAGACACAACUAUUGACCUUGAUCCAGAGCAUGGUGAGGGAAAAUGGUGGAAGAUGCUUUACUAAUAAGAUGUAUGAAAGUGCUGAGGAUGUAAUUCAGAAACAGACCUGGAAGAAGCAAGAAUUUUACAGACAGGAACUGGAAAGAGAGCGAGCCCGGAUCAAAGGGGAGUACGAAGAAGAGAUUAGAGAUCUGAAAGAUCAACUGGAGAGGGAAAGGAGAAAGGCACGUAUGGAGAGGGAAUUCAAGGAGAAGGAGGCUGACUUUACACAGAGACAACAAAACGCAAGGAGGGAAGUCGAGAACACAAGUAUGAUAGUUGAAUUAAUCAUAAAAGCAUGGGAGAUUGCUUCCUUUAUCAUCAACCACUUUAUGAAAGACUAGACUUAGCCUGUAAGACUAGGCCUUAUCUCUAUUUUCUGCCUUUCCCUUGAUAACCCUGCCCUACAGAGCUCACUCCUCAAUGCCCAAAUGCUCUAGUUUCUGUCUUCCAGGACGAAGGAAUGAAGUAAAGUUUACCAUUGGCAGUUGCUCAAUUGACUUAUCAAGAAACUGACCAUUCUUUAAUCUGUGAAACACCAAAGCAGAACAUAUUACUGCUUGCUACCUUGGGUUCUUCCUCAGUGAAAGCCAACCAGGAGGCCACAGAAACUGAUUGUGAGAUGGACCCACUUCGCCUCUGGAUUCUCAACAGUACUCUUCACCUGCAGCUUCUACACAUGACACUCAUCCUUUAGAUGUUUUAUUAGGAAGUUCAAUUCUUUGCAUGAGGCAAUUUUUAGUCAGAGAUAGAUGGCAUACAGUUCUCAAUGGAUGUCAGGUUUGUUUAAUUCAUUUUCAUGAAUGGCAUCAAGUUGUUCCCCAGCUGCCCUUUGAAGGCAAAGCAGAUCUCACAAGUCAAGUAAUCCAGGAUGAGCACAAGUUAGCAAUUCAACGGGCAAUGCCACAAUGUUUUCUGUCUUCAGGUGUGCCUCCAGAAGCUCUUGCCAACCUUUUAACCAGUUUGAUCAAUAGUCAGCUCUCUCCUUGAGAAAUUAUCUAGUUAUUGCAGCCCUACCCUGAACCAACAUACAUUCAAUCGUGCUGCUUCUGCUUCUGCCCCUGCCCAGCUAAUUUGCUUAUCGCUGUUAUAAUAAACUUUUCUGUUGCCUCAUA